UACGUAAACCCGUCUUCCUCAGGUACUAUCGAGGUACUUCGGCUGCUGGGUCUGGGCGAAUAUGCACCGAGCCCUCGAGACACCCCCUCCCUCCUCCUCCUCCUACCAUUACGGCUCACUCCGACCUCUUGAACUGCUCAUCCUCCUCCCCUUCGCGACGACGCGCCCCGCAUGUCUGCGAGCAAUGCUCCUCAACCGGUGAAGCUCUCACUACCUCUCGAAUACCAACAGCGCCUUUUCCAAGAACUCCGUGCCGAGGAUGAACUCGUCGUCAUCGCCAAGGGCCUCGGCCUCAUACGCUUGGUUACGAACCUGCUUCACAGCUACGAUGCCGCCGGAAACAAUUUGGUUAUAGUCGUUGGUGCCGAGCAGAGGGAGAAUGCCUGGGUUGGUGAAGGCCUUGCUGAGCAGGCUGUCGUCAGCGCCGCUCCCAGGGCUAGGGGCCUCGCUGUCGUGAACACCGAUCUCACCAGUGUCACCGCCCGGGAGAAGAUGUACGCAAAGGGCGGGGUAUACAGCAUCACCUCCCGAAUACUAGUCGUCGACCUCUUGACCGGCCUCCUGAACCCGGAGACCAUCACGGGAAUAAUCCUCCUGCACGCGGAAAAGGUGGUGGCCACGUCCCUCGAAGCCUUCAUCCUUCGCGUCUACCGUCAGAAGAAUAAAACCGGAUUUUUAAAGGCGUUUUCCGACAAUCCAGAUUCGUUUACCGUCGGCUUCUCUCCGUUGGCCUCCAUGAUGAAGAACAUGUUUCUCAGGAAGGCAUCCCUGUGGCCUCGCUUCCACGUCUCUGUCGCCAGCUCCCUAGAGGGUAAGAAGAAGGCAGAGGUCAUCGAACUCGAGGUCCCUAUGACGGACUCCAUGACAGAGAUACAGACAGCUAUCAUGGAGUGCGUCGAGGUUAGCAUCCACGAGCUGAAAAAGGGCAACUCCGGACUGGAGAUGGACGACUGGAAUCUUGAUAGCGCAUUGCUCAAGAACUUCGAUGUCAUGGUUCGACGGCAGUUGGACCCCAACUGGCAUCGGGUCAGCUGGAAAACCAAGCAGAUCGUCAGCGACCUGACCGUACUCCGUGGCUUGUUGCACUCCGUCCUAGCCCUCGAUAGCGUGUCUUUCCUACAACAUCUAGACACCAUCCACGCCGCACAUUCCCCGCAGCCGGGAUCUACGAAGCAGAGCCAAUCGCCAUGGUUGUUUCUCGACGCUGCACAUACCAUCUUCGACACUGCCAAGCGAAGGGUGUACGCCAGUAGUGCCAAAGCGAACGCAAAGUCUGCGAUUGAUUCGCUCCGUCCAGUCCUCGAAGAGCAACCAAAGUGGGCCAUCCUCGCUGAGAUACUAGAGGAGAUCGACAGGGACCUCUAUUUUGAACCUCUAGCGAAGGACGACUCAAACGGGACGAUUCUUAUCAUGUGUUCUGAUACGGCGACGACGCGCCAGCUCCGCGACUUCCUGCAGGUGAUGCACGUAGAACCGAAAGCUGAAACUGACGCGAAGCAGAACGAGAAGCACAAACCAUCUGGUGCGUUUAUGAUGAGGAGGAGGCUUCGAGCCUACCUCAAUUGGAAAAAAGAAUUUGCGCAAGUCAGCAAUGCCCUGUUCUCCGAGAACCAGAAGGCUCUCGAAGGCGCAGUCGACCCGCGACUAGCCCAAGGUGCAUACAAAGGGAGAGCGCCGGCGAACAAGAGGCGACGGGUACGUGGUGGUAGCAGCACCGCUGCGGUGUCCGGCAGGGCCGCCAACGGAAGCGUGGCACAGUACUUUGAAAAGCCCAACGAAGUUGCUGACCUCAUGGAUGAGGUAAAGAUCACGGAGGAAGAGGCCAACCAUAAACCUGAUAUCAUCGCAGAUCCGCUAGAGGACAUGGACGACUACUUUGAGCUUUAUGAGAUGCAAGAUUUAGUCGUCAUACAUGCCUACGACGGCGAUCUAGACGAGCACGUACUCGAAGAGGUCAAACCCCGAUACAUCAUCAUGUACGAGCCCGAUGCCGCGUUCAUACGUCGAGUCGAGGUUUACCGAUCAUCACAUAACGACAGGAAUGUCCGAGUGUAUUUCAUGUUCUACGGUGGGUCGGUCGAAGAACAGCGGUAUCUCGCUACUGUCCGACGGGAGAAGGACGCAUUCACCAAGAUUAUCAAAGAGCGCGCCAGCAUGUCUGUCGUCAUGACGGUCGACGCCCACGGCGUCGAGGACCCCCAAGAAGCCUUCUUAAGGACGGUGAACACGCGAAUCGCUGGCGGCGGCCGGUUAGCAGCUACAGCGCAACCGCCUAGGGUUGUCGUAGACGUCCGCGAAUUCCGCUCGUCGCUGCCGUCUCUACUGCACGGGCGCAACAUGGUCAUCGUGCCGUGCAUGCUAACGGUCGGCGACUACAUACUCUCUCCCACCAUCUGCAUCGAGCGCAAGUCAGUCAGCGACCUCAUCAGCUCGUUCAAGGACGGGCGGCUGUACAGCCAGACGGAGACGAUGUUCCAGCACUACAAGAACCCGAUGCUGCUGAUCGAAUUCGACCAGAACAAGUCGUUUACGCUGGAGCCGUUCGCGGAUCUCUCGGGCAACUUGAGGUCGGUCAACCCGAACGAGGGGCCUUCGGACCUGCAGUCGAAGAUCGUGCUGCUCACGCUGGCGUUCCCGAAGCUGCGGGUGAUCUGGAGCAGCAGCCCGUACCAGACGGCGGAGAUCUUCGAGGGGCUCAAGGCGCAGCAGGACGAGCCGGACCCGGUGGCGGCGGUGCGGGCCGGGCUGGACAAGGACGCGCGGGCGGAGGACCAGGCGUUCAACCUCGAGCCGCACGAGAUGCUGAGGGCGGUGCCGGGGGUGACGCCGCAGAACAUCAAGAACCUGACGCUCGAGGCGGACAACGUGCGCGAGGUGGCCAACAUGUCGCUGGCGGAGCUGCGCCCGCUCAUCGGCAAGGAGGCGGCGGCCCGGGUGCACGGCUUCUUCCACCGCAACCUGAUCGAUAUCGACGACUACUCGGGCGCGUAGGAUCGGCCCCCUCCCCUGCCUCCCCUUCCCAAAGCCGAGUCGUUGCCCCGAGUACGUGCCUACCACCGGAACCACCGAGUAGAACAGGGCGCUGGAUGUAGCGGGCACCAGCGUGGGUGGGGCGGGGAGAAG
Molecule: messenger RNA, 3123 nt
Organism: Durotheca rogersii
Lineage: Eukaryota; Fungi; Ascomycota; Sordariomycetes; Xylariales; Xylariaceae
Product: DNA repair protein
Exons: 2
Coding region: 172-2991 (939 amino acids)
Biological process (GO): double-strand break repair via single-strand annealing, removal of nonhomologous ends; double-strand break repair via homologous recombination; resolution of meiotic recombination intermediates
Cellular component (GO): nucleotide-excision repair factor 1 complex
Molecular function (GO): single-stranded DNA endonuclease activity; single-stranded DNA binding; damaged DNA binding
Source: RefSeq, a predicted model, not a curated record